AUGCUGGCCCUGCCCUGCGAGGACCAGGCUGAGGAGGGGGAGGACAAGGACGGGGAGCUUUGGUUCGAUGGCAACUGUGCAGCAGCGCUGGAGACCGUGGAGCUGGCAGCAGCUGGGGAGGAGGAGGAGGGGGCCGGGGGGGGGUCGCAGCCGCUGAUGCAGCUGAAGGUGACGGCGCUGAUGAGCGCCCGGCUCUGCGAGUCGGUGUCGCGGCGGCUGCGGGAGGGCGGCAGCGAGCUGACGGCGGCGCGGCUGGAGGCGCUGAUGGGGGGAGAGGCCGCCUCCUUCCCGUUCCUGAGCCCAGCCCAGAACCGACACCUCACGCUGUCGCUGCAGCGCUUGGACCGAGUGGCCUCGAGUGCCGUGGCCAGGGGUGUCGGGGUGCUGGUGGACGCUGAGGGCACCGAGGUGAACCCGGCGCUGAGCCUGGCGACCGCGGCGCUGGCCGGGCGCCACAACCGCCACGGGGCCUGGGUCUGGAACACCUACCAGGCCUACCUCAGGGACGGGCCGGGGCGGCUGCAGGAGGAGGCGGAGCUGGCGGCGCGCCGCGGGCUGUGCUUCGGGGCCAAGCUGGUGCGCGGCGCGUACCUGGAGCGGGAGCGGCUGCGGGCGGAGCAGAGCGGAGCCCCCGACCCGCUGCAGCCCGACCGGGCCGCCACCGACCGCAGCUACCACCAGUGCCUGGACACGGUCCUGCCGCUGGUCGCCCGCCGCCCGCAGCGCUUCCGCCUCAUGGUGGCCACCCACAACGAGGCCUCGGUGCUCUACGCCGCCAGGAGGAUGGAGGAGCUGGGCAUCGAGCGCGGCGGCGGCGCCGUGAGCUUCGGGCAGCUGCUGGGGAUGUGCGACCACGUCUCGCUGGCCCUGGGCUCAGCCGGCUACGCCGUGUACAAGUCGGUGCCCUGGGGCCCGGCCGGGGCGGUGCUGCCGUACCUGGCGCGGCGCGCGCGGGAGAACCGGCGGCUGCUGCGGGACGGAGCCCGGGAGAGGCGGCUGCUGGCCGGGGAGCUGCGGCGCCGCCUCACGCCCUGGGCCUGA
Colius striatus (speckled mousebird) is the source of this 1041-nucleotide messenger RNA. RefSeq names its product proline dehydrogenase 2 (gene PRODH2). Gene Ontology annotation, molecular function: FAD binding; proline dehydrogenase activity. Lineage: Eukaryota; Metazoa; Chordata; Aves; Coliiformes; Coliidae. The transcript is spliced from 10 exons. Bases 1 to 1041 code for a protein of 346 amino acids. The record is from RefSeq and is a predicted model, not a curated record. Gene Ontology annotation, cellular component: mitochondrion.